AUGUUUCAUCACGAGUACGAGAAGCGACUGUUAAAGUCGAGUAGCGAGAGCCACAUAGAUAAUCUCGCGACUCCUGCCCAUUAUACGCCUGUAUAUUUUUCACCAACAAAAAUGACAAACAAUAGUUUCGAUCGAUUUAUACCGACAAGGUCUGGUAACAACUGGCAAACAACCUUCUCAAUGAUUUCUGAAAGCGGCCGAAGUGGUCUAACGACAAAGAAGACCCGUGAAAAUGGUGAAGGCAGUCGAGACGGUAUAGCUUAUUCGUGUCUCUUGAAAAAUGAGCUUCUAGGUGCUAGUAUAGAAGACGUAAAGGGUCAGUGCGAGGAACGAAGAAUACUAUCGCCUCUUAUGUCGAAAAACUUGUUUAAAUUUACUACACCCACGAAAGAUCAUACACUCUUGGAUCAAAGUUCGCCUUACUCUCUUUCUCCUUUAAGUGCUAAAAGUCAAAAGUUAUUACGAUCUCCGAGAAAAGCAACUAGAAAAAUUUCAAGAAUACCUUUUAAAGUACUUGAUGCUCCGGAAUUGCAAGACGAUUUUUAUUUGAACUUAGUGGAUUGGUCUUCACAAAAUGUCCUUAGCGUUGGCUUAGGCAGUUGUGUGUACUUGUGGUCUGCUUGUACCAGUCAAGUAACCAGAUUAUGUGACUUAUCCAGCGAUGGAAAUAGCGUCACUUCUGUAGCCUGGAACGAAAGAGGAAAUUUAGUUGCUGUAGGAACGCAUUUAGGGUACAUUCAAGUAUGGGAUGUGGCUGUAAACAAGCAAGUAAGCAAAUUGCAUGGUCACAGUGCCAGAGUCGGUGCUUUGGCAUGGAAUGGAGAAGUUCUGUCUUCUGGUAGUAGAGACAGAUUGAUAUUACAAAGAGAUGUACGAACUCCUUGUGUCGUGAGUGAACGACGUUUGGGAGCUCACAGACAAGAAGUUUGUGGCUUAAAAUGGUCUCCAGAUAAUCAGUACUUGGCCUCCGGUGGAAAUGACAAUCGUCUUUAUGUUUGGAAUUUACAUUCCUUAUCACCAAUACAAACUUAUACAGAGCAUUUGGCUGCUGUUAAGGCGAUCGCGUGGUCUCCUCAUCAUCAUGGCUUACUGGCUUCAGGUGGUGGUACAGCAGAUAGAUGUAUCAGAUUUUGGAAUACAUUAACUGGUCAACCUAUGCAAUGUGUUGAUACUGGAUCUCAAGUUUGUAACUUAGCUUGGAGUAAACAUAGUUCAGAACUAGUCAGUACACAUGGCUAUUCCCAAAAUCAAAUAUUAGUUUGGAAAUAUCCAAGUUUAACACAAGUUGCAAAAUUAACAGGACAUUCUUAUAGAGUUUUGUAUUUAGCCAUGUCACCUGAUGGUGAAGCCAUUGUAACAGGUGCUGGAGAUGAAACUCUACGUUUUUGGAAUGUGUUCAGUAAAGCACGCAGUCAGAAAGAAAAUAAGUCUGUACUAAAUUUAUUCACAAGCAUUCGGUAAAUUUAAAUUUGGUAAAUUAUCAUAAAAAUUUAUUAUUUUAUGUAUUGUACAUACAUAUAUUGCAUAUACGAUUAUAGUAUUCUAAAAGAAUCAUGAUAUAUAAAACAUAUAUAGUCGUAGACUAUAAAUAUUUAGGUUUGUAGAUAAGACUAUUCAGCUGGUGGUUGUAGUAUAAGUUCAUAAAUGCACAGCCUGCAAUAAAAUGAGUCUUGUGUGCAAUAUGUCACUACUUUGGUAGGGACUAGGUAUACCCUUAUAAGGAAAUAUGCACGAAUUUUUUUGUCUUUUUGUUUCUCUAUUUCAUACAAAACAAUUUUUUUUAUAGAUGUGCUAUAUUCCAUCAUUGUAUCAAUGUUAAUUAUUUUUUUCUUUUUUUAUUGAACUUUUUUUUUUUGGAUAUAUAUUGUACUAAGUAUGUAAUUAUUAUUCAUUGUUUAAUAAUAUUUCGAUCCAUCAGGAUAUUUUAACAAUAUAGUAAAUAUUUUCCGAUUUUUAUUAAUCACAUAAAUAACAAUUACAAUUCUCAAGCAAUUAUAUAUUGUCCAGAAGAAUUCCUUUAAAGGGUGUAUUAAUAUUUUCAUAAUUUUUCAAGAUAUGUGCUGUGUCUGCUCAGAUAUUCGCAGGCUGAUGAUCAGACCAUUAAAGUAUAUAUAUAUUCUAAAAAAAAAAAAAAAAAAAAAAAAAAAAAAAACUUUUUCUUUAUUGUUACAAAUAUACUUUGGUUUUUCAUUGAUAAUUAAUAAAUAACUGUGUCAUAUAAAUCAGAUAUUACAUACACUUUACUUUCUUAAAUCAUUUAUAGUAACUUAUGCUUUACAAUCAGCAAGUUGUACAAAUUUGAGUGGAAAUGCGACUUAUAAAAUAAAUUACUAAUUUAUAAUAUUACAAGAAAAUAAUAUAUUGUAAUAACAUGUUUGUCUCUGCAUUCAGAGGAGAUCGAAAGUGGAAAUAUACAUAGAAACUAUAGGAAAUAUUACAA
This is a messenger RNA of Vespula pensylvanica (western yellowjacket), 2440 nucleotides long. It is a transcript of the gene fzr, whose product is annotated as fizzy-related protein homolog. The record is from RefSeq and is a predicted model, not a curated record. Gene Ontology annotation, molecular function: protein binding; ubiquitin ligase activator activity; anaphase-promoting complex binding. Bases 1 to 1461 code for a protein of 486 amino acids. Lineage: Eukaryota; Metazoa; Arthropoda; Insecta; Hymenoptera; Vespidae. Gene Ontology annotation, biological process: anaphase-promoting complex-dependent catabolic process; positive regulation of ubiquitin protein ligase activity; positive regulation of anaphase-promoting complex-dependent catabolic process. The transcript has a single exon. Gene Ontology annotation, cellular component: anaphase-promoting complex.